CGUUUAGAAAAUAAUGCUUAAACACAAAAUUCAUUUCGUAGUCAAUUCCAUAAAAUGAAUUAAGUAUACUUGGUACACUUAUGUCAUAUUCGAUGGACUAUGAAAGAUAAGAUAUCAUGAUACAUACGAUGAUCCAAUGUUAUCCUUUCAAAAUAUCAGAGAGUUAGAUGAAUAUGGAUACACUGUGGUACCAGGUGUUAUUUCACCGGAAGAAUGUGAUAAAUAUAUAGAACAAUAUAAUCAAUGGCUCACAAUGUUCAAUGGAAAAUGGCCAAAUUCAAACAAGGGUAUCAUUAGAGGAUAUAAUACAGGUCAUUUAGAGACGACAUGGAAUAUUCGUUUCAAGGUGAAAGCUGUAUUUUCGCAGCUAUGGAAAACGGAGAAACUAAUGACUAGUUUUGAUUCAGUUGCUAUUGGUAGACCGCCUGAGGAUGGGGAGGAGCCAUUUGAUGACGGGAGCUCUCAUUGGCUACAUCUAGACCAAGAGGCGUGUCGUGAGGGUCUACAUGCAUAUCAAGGUGCAGUUUAUCUCGAGAAAGCUUGUGAAGACGACUGGACGCUACAGGUUAUGGACAAAUCUCAUAAAGUAUUUAAAAAAUUCUUUGAAGAAAACGAAAGGGCCGCGAAAAAAUCAAAUGAAAAACAGUUUUUUAGACUGUCUAAAACUCAAGUCAGGUACUUUGAACAAAGUAGAUGUAAAAUUAAAAGGGUUCCUGUUCCUAAAGGUGGGAUGGUUUUAUGGGACUCACGUUUAGUUCACGCCAAUGCUCAGCCUAAGGAGGGUCGGACAAACCCUGGGAGAUGGAGAUAUGUUGUAUUUGUAUCAAUGACUCCAGCCAGCUAGGCAUCUGACGCAGAUCUGGCAAUUAAACGGGAGGCAUAUGAAGGUUCAAAGAUGACAAACCACUGGUCAUCCGAAGGUUCCAUGUUAAUGACAGAGUCAGCAGCAAGCAAAUCACAUCCGAAAAAGCUUGCAAGUGUGGCAAUGACUGAGGAAGGACAACUUCUUGCAGGAGUCAAACCUUAUGAUUUUGAUGACGGACAAGAAAAUGGACCGCCAAAACCUAUAACGAAGUUAGCAGUAAAUUGAACAAUGUACGUUCUUUCAUUUCGAACUUUGUCCCAUUUAAACAACAGGUGAAUAAGGAAAAUAAAGUUAUUUUGAACAACU
Molecule: messenger RNA, 1171 nt
Organism: Mercenaria mercenaria
Lineage: Eukaryota; Metazoa; Mollusca; Bivalvia; Venerida; Veneridae
Exons: 3
Coding region: 137-844 (235 amino acids)
Source: RefSeq, a predicted model, not a curated record